This is a messenger RNA of Eriocheir sinensis (Chinese mitten crab), 4220 nucleotides long. RefSeq names its product calcium-activated chloride channel regulator 2-like. Bases 270 to 3605 code for a protein of 1111 amino acids. The transcript has 8 exons. Lineage: Eukaryota; Metazoa; Arthropoda; Malacostraca; Decapoda; Varunidae. The record is from RefSeq and is a predicted model, not a curated record.
GGCUGCGGCUUUGGCACCACGUUAAUAUAAAAAACGAAAUGCAUAUCACAGACGAACUUUUAAUUUGUGUACAAUGUGUAAGGCAAAUGUUCGGUCCAUAGCACUAAGAUUUAUACGAAUGGUGAAAGGUAAUUUCCUGCAGCCAUUUUUAUCCUCCUGGUUUACUCGUGGUUUGUGUAUUACUAUGUUUUCUAGUGUUUGAGAAAGGUGAACAGGUUUUACAUUGUCGCUCUAAUGCUCCUUGUGUUCUUCAGGCGGUGCUGCGGGAGAUGUCCAGCCAGAUGUGGGUGGCGACGGAGGGGCGGGCGUCACUGCGAGAAGUGACAAUCUCGUUGCCUCAGGCGUGGAGGACCGAUGCCCUCACCUGCUCCCUGCCAACGCCGCUCCCAGCCUCUACAGCGCCAUCAGAGGGUCACAUUCGCGUGACUGCCCCGCACCCAGUGUUUGGCUCGCGGCCGUGGACACAACAAAGCAAGGGCUGCGGCCGUCCAGGAGACUUCAUCCAGGUCGGUGAAGACAUCCUGAAGGCAGACGGCGUGGAUGGUUCCCACGCCCUCACCUCCCGCCUCCUGCUGGCAGAGUGGGCCAAGUUUCGCUGGGGAGUCUUCGAUGAGCGUGGCCACCCAAACGACCCGCUGUACCCGUCCACCUUCAGGGACUCGGAGACCCACCAGUGGGUGGCGACAGGCUGUGCCGACGGGGCCGUGAAGGGUAGCACCUGCGACUCCUCUCAAUCAGGCUGCUUCUUCCUGCCUGAGCCCAAUGGUAACGGUCACCUCGUCUCUUCCCUCCUCGCCUUCCCGGAGUUCCCCAACAUGCGGCUUUUCUGCAAGAAGGCGACCCACAACAGGGCGGCACCGACCAAGCACAACGCUCUCUGCGGCAGCCGCUCAGCCUGGGAGGUCAUUGAGCAGACGUCGGACUUUGCCGGGGGAAGGAACGCACCUACUAACAGCAGCCGCCAGAUUUUUGACCCAAGGAUAAAGUUAGUACAAGCUGCUGGUCCAAAUUACGUCUUCGCCAUCGAAAACACUGCCGCUAUGAAUCUACAGCGUCGUUGGGAGUUCCUGAGAAAGGCGAUGCGACGCGUGGUGGUGUAUGACGUGCCGAACGGGGCUCACGUUGGGGUGCUCACUUUUAACUCGGACGGGCGUAUCGUUGCACCGCUCACUUUCAUCGACAGCGAGGACUCGGACAUGCGGCAGCGUGUCGGCUCCUCGCUGCCUCGGAACCCAUCCGGGGUGCCUGAGAGCCAGAAGUGCAUCUUGUGUGGUCUUCAGGAGGCGCUUAAGGUCCUUGGAAACGACGGAAAACACGGCAAAGACACCACCGUCAUCCUCAUCACCACAGGCUCCAGUCCAACCUCGAAGAAGGAAGUUGUGGCCAUGACAUCCCUGGCGGAGCAGAAUCACCUGCGCAUUGAGGUCGUGCUGUACCCACUGACGGAACACCGCGGAGCCCCACAAACUUACCACGGCCUGGAAGCUUUGGUCGAGGCCACCCAAGGCUCCAUCUUCACCGUUAUGGACGAGGGCGUUGGGAACGACUCCAAGGUGAAGAUGAUGGUGGCCCUCAUGGACGCCCUUCUGGCCGCCGUGCAGAGGAGCGUGCCGCCCUCGGCUCCCGGGGCUCCUGUGCUGGUCCACAGCGCGGACUACCCAGGCGGCAUCGCCUCCGUGUCGGCAGGAACGUUUGCUCUUGACGACUCACUUGGUCCUGACGCUCGCUUCUCCGUCUACUACUACGACCUGAACCACGUGGGGAACGCGAUUCACCUCACCGCCCCGUCAGGUCACAAAAUCGCCUCCGUUAACGUACAGGAAGAGGACGGCGACGUCAACAUGAUAUUCAUCAACUUGGAGAAGGCCGAGCGAGGAUCGUGGAAGUACAGCGUGGAGAACCGCGCCGACUCCCACCAGGGACUGUACGUGCAGGUGACGGCGCGGCGGAACACCUCGACGGGCCUCGCAGUCCGCCUGUGGACGAGCUCAGGGACUCGCGCCCUCAACGCCUCAGACCCGACGUCCGCCGCAGUGGUGUUCGUGGAGGUUCGGGCGGGCGUGGCGCCCAUAAAGAACGCCCGGGUCGUUGCUACACUUCAAAGGCUUGGCACUAACGAGACCGGGAGCAACUACCAACCGGUGUUCCUCGACCUGUUUGACAACGGUGCUGGAGAUCCGGACACCACCCGCGGGGACGGAGUGUACUCCCGCUACUUGCCCCGCCUUGCAGGCCGCCCGGGCCGCUACCUGCUGAGUGCUGACGUGGAUGACAACAAUGGCCGAGCGGUGGUCGCCCAUGGUCCGCCGGCAAGGCCUAGGGUUCCCCUUCCGCCUCGCCACCUGCCCCAUUACUACCACCAGCAGGACUUCGGCUCCUGGGGUGACGGAGGCACGUGCUGCGGCUCCUCGCUUCUUUAUUUCCAUUCUCGCACCGCCCUGCCUUUCCAGCGGCACCUAACUUUCGGAGUGUUGGAAGUCGUGUCUCCUCCCAACCCUCGCGACCUGACCCCGCCAUCCCGCAUCCUUGACCUGAGGGUGGAAGUCAACGACACCGUGCAUGAACUUUUCCUCCGAUGGACAGCACCAGGGGACGACUGGGACGUCGGCCGCGCAGACCACUACGAGGCGGUGGUGGCGGCGCGGUGGGCGGAGGCCAGAGCCUUCGAGGGUGACACCCUGACCGGCCUGCCGCGGCCCCUCCCCGCCGGCACCUACCACACAACCAACCUCCACUUUAUCAGAUACGAAGAGCUGUGGUACGUCAGCAUGAGGGCGGUGGACGCGGCGGGCAACAAGGGUCCUCUGGGGAACAUUGCGGCGCUGUGGGUGCCUCGGCCGCCCACCACCUACGAGAUCACCACCCGGACUCACCCCUCCUUCACCACCCUGGGUAACUACGCCAUGCCGUCGGAGCUGGGCUCAGGCCGCCCACUCGGCAUGACGGAGCUGCGAGCUGAGGACGUGGCUGUGAUUGUGGGCAGUCUCGGAGGCUUCCUUGUGGUGGCGGGGGCCCUGGCCACCUACUGUUAUUGGCACACUCUCAGGAGACGAAAACAGCAGGGAAAACACGAGGACGUGAAGACUGUGGUUCGCGGCGGCCACGGCAGCGAUGGCGGCGGGAGCGGAGAGGUGAGUCUGGCUAUCAAGUCCGAGCCGCUGGUGGGUGGUACCGGCGGCAGCCACGAGUCGAUCCACAGCUUAACAAACGACAACGCCUCAAGAAAACCUGUGGACGGGGUUUCACAUUCCUCUGCUCAGUCGUGGGGCGCCGCCACCUUGCAGCGAGACAACGGUGCUGACCUGCCGGGCGACCCGCUGGCAACCCUCCCCAGUCUAGACGGCAGACCACCCUUCCCGGACGUCACUGUCACUGACUUACAAUCAGUCCCGGUCGGGGGCGGCCAGCCUUCUUUGCACCUCCCUUACAGCCACGAGGUGCUUCCAGGCCACUUCGACGUGUCAGCCUCUUACAACCGUGGCUGGGAAGAACCUCUCACCAGCCACCUGCUGUCCCACGUCCACACCACACCUCCCACGCCAGCCCCUCAGCAGCUUCCUAUGCCGCAGGGUGACCGCAAGCGACGAAGUGUGACGCAGGUAUAAAGAGGCUGCCAGCCGCUGCACAGCCUUCCAGCCCCACAGGUAACACGGUGACUCGACUGAUGGUGCAUCCCUUAACAAGUGCCAACCGCUCCGCGCCGCUCGUUCUCAGUGGUCUUGGAGGACACAAGGAGCGACAAGGCUCCGAGAACCGGCAGCAAGAGGCCACCCUCGGGGUACAUCGUGUUUGGUGGUGCCAUGACGCACAGGACAUGAACUCUUCCCGACCACUUCUUUUACUGGAUAUUUACCUCUUAAAACAUAUCAACCGGUUAUACACAUGGAUACGAGAACACACACACACACACACACACACACACACACACACACACACACACACACACACACACCAGGUAGGUCCUUGGUGUGAUCAGCCACAGAAUCUCUGGGUCAGGCUCCACGUGGAUGCAAGGAGGCGUCAGUGUGGUGUCAGUGUGGUGUCGCGGUGGUGCGUCCCGGCCCCUGUGUGCCACGCACCUCAUCCUGGGAGCUGACGCCUGCAACGCAUGUGUGCACCCCGGCACACGGUAUUGGUACCACUGUGAUGAUGAUGGUGGUGGUGAUGAUGAUAAUUAUGCUAUCAAUAAUAAAAUUAAUGAUUAUUACUAUCAUUAUUAA